This is a messenger RNA of Monomorium pharaonis (pharaoh ant), 2103 nucleotides long. RefSeq lists its product as uncharacterized. NCBI's taxonomy places the organism in Eukaryota, Metazoa, Arthropoda, Insecta, Hymenoptera, Formicidae. The transcript has 7 exons. Gene Ontology annotation, biological process: signal transduction. The record is from RefSeq and is a predicted model, not a curated record. Bases 402 to 1238 code for a protein of 278 amino acids.
UCAGUUUACUGUAUAAGCCUUAAUAAAUUAAGAAAAUAUAUUUUGUAUGUAUUUUUAGAAAUUUUUAUAUAUAAAAUUACGAAGACAAAAUUAUACUAUAACAUUGACUAUUUGUCUAUAUAGUAUAUAUGUAUAUAAUAUAUGUAUAUAUAAUAUAUAUUUAAUUUAAUUAUUGCAUAUAUAAUUUUUCAGGAUAAAUUUUUUAAACAAUAACGUGAAUUUGUCCGUGAGUAUCAAAAAAACGUUUCGAAAAAUUAUGCUUAAUCUCGAUCUCGAGCUUGAUAACUCUAACUAAAAUUUUGAAGCAUACGAUCAGGAAACAAAUCACGUGUGUAAAUAUGCCUCAUGGUGAAGCGGAAUUGUACAGGAAGGAAAAUAUAUGAUAUAGAAAAAUUAUAGAAAUGGGAAUGCAACAUUCAAAACGGCAGGAUACAGAUGACGACAUAAUAUCGCAGAAGACUUUAGAUGUAGUGAAAAUACUUAUACAUUUUUUAAAAGAGCAUGCUAGGGUGGAAGGAUUAUUUCGACGAGCAGGACGUCGUGAGGUCCGACAGUAUAUCUUGAAUUCUCUAAAAAAAGGCCAUAAACCGCAUUUUGAAGAUUCAAAUGGUGCAGCUCUAGAAUGCGCGGCGGCUUUACAAAUUUUUCUCAGCCGUCUAAAGAAACCGAUUAUGCCGCAGCAUGUUCAAGAAUUGAUUCUUGCUGACAAUCCAGGUGUAGAAGCACAAGUUAUUGCGCAAGAUGCUUUAGGACUUAUUAGACAGGAUGUUAGUGGUCGUCAUAGUGAACUCCUAAUCCAUGUCUUGGAUUUGAUAAGGCAUUUAACUCUGUCAGGACCUCCAUCUGAGUGUUCUGAAUUGAGAGGAUCUCCAUUACCCGUUGCGCUUUUACCAGUGUUUUUUAAUUUAUGCCCUGAUGACUUGAUAAGAUGGAAACAAGUGGCAGCCAGAUUCAGCGAAUUAAUUACGGAAGCCGCCGCACAACUCCGUCGUGAUGAACAACAUGAUAUUCAUACAGAAACUAUAAAUUCUACAAGUUACACUGAUACAGUUUCAAUUUUGCCAGAAGAAUCUGAAGAAUUAACAAGAUGGCAAGAAUUUUCGUUAUUAUAUCCCAUCGUGCGACUUAGAGAUCAUUGUAAUAUUUGUCAUGUUGGUGAGAUGGCACGUGUUCUUAUUACACCGUUACAACGUCCAGUUGUUGGCAGGUUACAUCCGGCAAUUGCUAAUUCUAAUUAAAAAUGUGAUAAUUGAACAACUGUGUGAAUUAUUUUUAGACAAAAAUCAUUGUAUUUAUAUCGUUGCAAUUUUGUCUAUGUAAAUUGAAUAAAUUCACUCAAUUGUAUCUCAAUUAAAAUAUUACGUCUAUAUAUGCUGCUAAUGAAUAGUAAUAAUUAUCGAUUUAAAUUAAAGCUAAUAAAUCAUAUCUGCAAUAAUAAAGGUAUUCAUGUUUAAACAAAUAGGACAUUAUUUGCAAACACAUAUAUUUUCAUACAUUUUUCAGUGCCUCUAUACAUCAAACUGCGAAUAAAAGUUUAACACCUUAUAAAUAAAUUACACUAUAGAAUUUUACAUGAUAAAAACAAUUUACUGCUAACGCACGCGAGCAAAACGUAAGUGAAAGUUAUUCGCAUAUACAAGGUGUAACUAAAAUGUGCGGUUAAAUUUCAUGAUUUAAAUUUCAUCAUUUAACUGUAUGUCAGUUUUUGUGGAACGACUUAGACCAACUUCCUUUAGGCAUUCUUAAAAUUUAUAUGUGCAAUCGCACACAAAGUACGAUAUAUUUUCAGGUUCUUUACAGUAUGCAAGUAAAAAUCAUCACAGCAAGUCUAUGUAUGGAACUACAUUUAUAUAUAUAGAACAUUCCAAAAAAUGUAAUAAUCAAUUAGAGACAUAGUCUUUUAAAAAUAAUAUCAAUUUUGUUUUGUUUGAAAAUAACAUUAAUAAUAAUUAUUGUUUAAUAAUCCUCUGAAGUUUUUCUUUAACAAAAAAUACCGGCUGCUUAAGCUAGAUUAAUGAUAAUAAAUUUUUACUUACAUUCUCUAAAAUUACUGUUCUUAUACUUUCAAAAAUUGCACAAAUUUUUAGAUAAGUAAAAAAAAAA